This is a messenger RNA of Pongo pygmaeus (Bornean orangutan), 1641 nucleotides long. It is a transcript of the gene C3H4orf17, whose product is annotated as chromosome 3 C4orf17 homolog. The record is from RefSeq and is a predicted model, not a curated record. The transcript is spliced from 9 exons. Lineage: Eukaryota; Metazoa; Chordata; Mammalia; Primates; Hominidae. Bases 369 to 1457 code for a protein of 362 amino acids.
GUUACCACGUUGCUAAGCUAUGUAACGUAUCUUAACAACCAGGGAACCACACAGGCUCCUUGGAGUAAGAGCGUGAGAAACUGGAUGAAGACAGCUGUAUUCUUUUGGAAGCGUUUGAGAUUGGUCUGUCUCUACCAACUAAAAACUUCUAGCUUAAGUGCAGAGAUUUAAGGAGAUCAACAAAAAUUCAGUCUAGACGUAGUAUGAGGCUGGGAGGGUAUCCACAGACUUGAGUUCUUGUCAGCAAGAUCGCCUGCUUUUAAUAUUGUCCUCAGGGUCUGAGCACAUCUGGAAGUGAGGUCAAUCAAGUUAGACUCCAAAAACUUUUGUGACAGCAGUGAAGAGGGGAAAAUAAACACGCCACAAAUAUGAACCUCAACCCCCCGACAUCUGCUCUUCAGAUCGAGGGCAAAGGCAGCCAUAUUAUGGCUAGAAAUGUAAACUGCUUUCUAGUCAGGCACACCCCUCAUCCCAGAAGAGUCUGCCACAUCAAAGGCUUGAAUAACAUUCCAAUCUGUACUGUGAAUGAUGAUGAGAAUGCUUUUGGAACAUUGUGGGGAGUUGGCCAGUCUAACCACUUAGAGAAGAACAGGAUACCAUUUGCCAAGUGCAGUUACCCACCCAGCACUGCAGUCCAGGAGAGCCCUGUAAGAGGAGUGUCGCCAGCCCUAAACAGUGCCAAAGUGCCUCCACGGCCUCAUUCUGAGCCCAGUAGAAAAAUUAAAGAGUGCUUCAAAACUUCCAGUGAGAAUCCCUUAGUAAUUAAAAAGGAAGAAAUUAAUGCCAAAAGAUCACCAUCACCUCCAAAGGCAUGCUCUACUCCUGGCUCCUGUUCUUCAGGGAUGAUGAGUACCAAGAAUGAUGUGAAAGCAAACACCAUUUGCAUACCAAACUAUCUGGAUCAGGAAAUAAAAAUCCUGGCAAAGCUCUGUGGCAUUUUGCAUACUGAUUCUCUGGCAGAAGUUUUACAGUGGCUGCUUCAUGCAACUUCAAAAGAAAAAGAGUGGGUCUCAGCUUUGAUUCAUUCUGAGCUUGCCGAGAUAAACCUGUUGACUCAUCACAGCAGAAACACCUCAAUGGAACCAGCAGCAGAGAGUGGGAAACCACCCACAGUUAAAUCACCACCCACAGUUAAAUUGCCCCCAAAUUUUACCGCAAAAUCAAAAGUGCUGACCAGAGAUACAGAAGGGCAUCAACCAACCAGAGUGUCAAGUCAAGGAUCUGAAGAAAACAAGGAAGUACCAAAAGAGGCUGAGCACAAGCCUCCACUACUUAUAAGAAGAAAUAAUAUGAAAAUACCUGUUGCAGAAUAUUUCAGCCAACCAAAGUCUCCUCCCAGGCCUAACACUCAGGAGAGUAGAUCAGCAAAACCAGUGUCAGCAAGGAGUAUACAAGAAUACAACCUCUGUCCCCAAAGAGCAUGUUAUCCUUCAACACACCAGAGGCAGAAGUUCUAGACUGGGUGAAUUCUUUCAUGAAUAUGAGCUUCACAUUUACAUAAUCGAAUUAUUUUUCAAAUGAAUAUUUUUGGUAUAGAGGAAUCAAGUGGUCCUCUUUAUGGUGGCGCAUGUAAAUCUAAAAAUACCUGUAUGUAAUGCUACAAAUAAAUAUUACUGGAAAUGAUAUUUCCAUUUGUAGUUA